Molecule: messenger RNA, 4468 nt
Organism: Pocillopora damicornis (cauliflower coral)
Lineage: Eukaryota; Metazoa; Cnidaria; Anthozoa; Scleractinia; Pocilloporidae
Biological process (GO): establishment of mitotic spindle orientation
Cellular component (GO): cell cortex
Molecular function (GO): G-protein alpha-subunit binding; GDP-dissociation inhibitor activity
Source: RefSeq, a predicted model, not a curated record
AUGGUCGCUGUUUUCCUUCGUAACACUGGUCGUGUGAUGAAAGCCAUCGAGCUAUGCCAGGAAUGUCUGAUUGUACUAAACAGUCGAGUGCUGAUUAAAGACACUCAAUUAGCCAACUUACUUUUCCAUACUAUCUACAUGGUUAUGAUCAAUUCGUACGAAGCUUUGCAUGAGCACACAAUUGCCGAAAAAUACUUGAGGAAACUACUUCUUUCCCAGAACCAGACCUCUGAUGACACCGUCAAUAAAGGAUGGCUAAAUUUACGACUGGCACGUACACUUCGGGCACAAAAUAACUUACUUGAGGCCAGAAAAUUUUAUGAGUCAGCAAUAAAAAUUAUGAAGACGAAUGACAACACACAAAUAGUAUGGCUUUGUUAUGAAGAAAUGGGAACACUACUUCAUUCCAUAGAAGAAUAUGACCAGUGUAAAUCAUAUCUGGAGAAAGGGCUUGCUCUUUCCAUGGACAUCUGCGACAGGUAUGGAGAAGCAAUAAGCUGCGGAAACCUCGGAACAUUGUUCCAAUCGCUUGGUAAAUAUGACAAGGCCCGAGAAUAUCAAGAGAAAGCACUUGCCAUUAGAAGAGCAAUUAAAGACAGAAAAGGAGAAGCAACAAGCUACGAAAACCUCGGAACAACGUUCCAGUCGCUUGGUAAAUAUGACAAGGCCCGAGAAUGUCAAGAGAAAGCAAUUGCCAUUAGAAGAGAAAUUGGCGACAAAAAGGGAGAAGCAACAAGCUACAGAAAACUCGGAAUAUUGUCCUACUCAAUUGAAAAAUAUAAGGAGGCCCGAGAAUGUCAGGAGAAAGCACUGACUAUUAGAAAAGAAAUUGGCGACAGAAAAGGAGAAGCAAUAUGUUACGAAGACCUUGGAAUAUUGUUCCAAUCGCAAGGGAAAUAUGACCAAGCCCGAGAACAUCUGGAGAAAGCACUUGCUUUUAGAAGAGAAAUUGGCGACAAAAAGGGAGAAGCAACCAACUAUGGAAAACUCGGAAUAUUGUUCUAUUCAAUUGACAAAAAUAUCGAGGCCCGAGAAUGUCAGGAGAAAGCGCUCGCUAUUAGACAAGAAAUUGACGAUAGAAAAGGAGCAGCAACAAGUUACGAAGACCUUGGAAUAUUGUUCCAAUCGCAAGGGAAAUAUGACCAAGCCAGGGAACAUCUAGAGAAAGCACUGGCUAUUAGAAGAGAAAUUGGCGACAGAAAAGGAGAAGCAACAUGCCACGAAUACCUUGGAAUAUUGCUCCAGUCGCAAGGGAAAUAUGACCAAGAUCGAGAACAUCUAGAGAAAGCACUUGCUAUCAAACUAGAACUUGGCGACAGACAAGGAGAAGCAACAGUCUACGGAAACCUCGGAACGUUGUUUGAAGCCCUUGGUAAAUAUAGCAACGCCCGAGAAUAUCAGGAGAAAGCGCUUGCUAUCACAAUAGAAAUUGGCGACAGAAAGGGAGAGGCAAAAAGCUACGGAAACCUUGGAAUAUUGUUCCAAUUGCUUGCUAAAUAUGACAAGGCUCGAGAAUAUCAGGAGAAAGCACUUGCUAUCAACUUAGACAUUGGAGACAGAAAUGGAGAAGCAACAAGCUUGGGAAAUCUCGGAACAUUGUUCUACUUGCUUGGGAAAUGUGACAAGGCCCGAGAAUAUCACGAGAAAGCGCUCGCUAUUACAAUAGAAGUUGGCAACAGACAAGGAGAAGCAACAAUCUACGGAAACCUCGGAACGUUAUUCCAAGCCCUUGGUAAAUAUAACAACGCCCGAGAAUAUCAGGAGAAAGCACUUGCCAUCAGAUUAGAAAUUGGCGACAGAAAUGGAGAGGCAAAAAGCUACGGAAACCUAGGAAUAUUGUUCCAGUCGCUUAGUAAAUAUGACAAGGCCCGAGAAUAUCAGGAGAAAGCACUUGCUAUCACAAUAGAAAUUGGCGACAGAAAUGGAGAAGCAUCAAGCUACGGAAACCUGGGUAUAUUCUUUCAAUCACUGGGUCAAUGCGACAAGGCCCAAGUAUAUCAGGAGAAAGCUCUCGCCAUUAAAAUAGAAAUUGGAGACAGGCACGGAGAAGCAACAAGUUACGGAAAUCUUGGAACAUUGUUUGAAGCCCUUGGUAAAUAUGGCAAGGCCCGAGAAUAUCAGGAGAAAGCCCUUGCUAUCACAAUGGAAAUUGGUGACAGAAAUGGAGAAGCAACAAGCUACGGAAACCUAGGAACAUUGUCUCAAUCACUGGGUCAGUGCGACAAGGCCCGAAUAUAUCAAGAGAAAGCACUCGCCAUUGGAAUAGAAGUGGGCGACAGGGAUAGAGAAGCAAUAGUCUGCGGAAACCUCGGUACAUUGUUCAGAGCCCUUGGUAAAUAUGACAAGGCCCGAGAAUAUCAGGAAAAAGCACUUGCUAUCCGAUUAGAUAUUGGCCAUAGAAAUGGAGUGGCAACAAGUUACGGAAACCUGGGAACAUUGUUCCAAGACCUUGGUAAAUAUGACCAGGCCCGAGAAUAUCAAGAGAAAGCACUUGCCAUCAGAAUAGAAAUUGGCGACAGAAAUGGAGAAGCAGCAAGCUACGGAAACCUUGGAAAACUGUUCGAGUUAGUUGGCAGAUAUGAAAAGGCCCGAGAAUAUUAUGAGAGAGCUCUCCUUUUAAGCAGAGAUAUUGGAAACAACUUGAAAGAGUUUCAAUGUCUUUGUUGUCUAACGAUGUUGUCAUGUGAAGAACAUGAAAAACGUGAAGAAGCCAUCUCGUAUCUUUUUCAAAGUAUUGCAAAAUACGACACUCUGCGAGCUUUUCUGGACGACAACGAUCAAUUCAAAACAUCCUUUUUAGAGGAGCACGGCACCUUUCCUUACAAGUUGCUCAGUGUGAUGCUUUGUUCUGCCGGUAAACCAAAAGACUCUCUUUAUGUCGAAGAGCUGAGACGGGCGAGAGGCCUGGCUGACUUGAUGGCAGCUCGGUACUCUAUUGAAGAGCAGAUCUCAGGGAAUCCACAAUCCUGGUGUGGCAUUCAGGAAAUUAUCACAAGGGAGGUACGCUGUGCAUGCCUGUACGUUUCGGUAGAGAAAGAAGAUGCACGUUUUUGGAUUCUCAAAGCAACGGGAGCUAUUCAUUUUACCGAAAAAGAGGUGGGCCUUGAAGCAAACUCGGUGACCGGAUUAGUCCCUGACUUAGAUGAGUUCCUGAAAGACAGCUUUCGCAGCCUUGGCAUUUUACCUCAAGAGAAUUACGAGGAUCGAUCUCUAGAUGACACCCAAUCGAUGUCACUUCGCCAUGAAAGCCGCCCAGCUCCACGCGAUUAUAAUGCCAAAGAUAUCAAAGCGAAUCUCCAAUUAUGUUACGAGAUAAUCAUUGCUCCUGUGGCUAAUCUUCUUAAGGAGCCCGAGAUUAUAAUUGUUCCCGACUCUUGUAUGUACCAAGUACCAUUUGCAGCCCUAAGUGACGAAGGUAACAAGUAUUUAUCAGAGACAUUCCGCCUCCGAAUCGUUCCCUCUUUGACGACCCUCAAGCGCAUUCAGGACAGUCCUCCAGACUAUCAUAGUCAAACAGGUGCGCUGAUAGUGGGUGACCCUGAGGUUGGAGAAGUGAUUCAUAACGGAAGACGCAAGACAAUGACAGCGUUGCCAUGCGCAAGAAAGGAAGCAGAGAUGAUUGGAAGACUUCUUGGCGUAACGCCUUUGAUUGGAAACCGUGCGAAAAAGCAAGCUGUACUUCAAAAGAUAAAUUCAGUGAGUCUGAUUCAUCUUGCCGCCCAUGGUUGUUCCGAAAGAGGGGAGAUUGCUCUUUCUCCUAUGCGCCCGUCGCUCUCUAUUCCACGAGAAAAAGACUACCUUUUAACAAUGGUGGACAUUUCAAAAAUCCAGCUGCGAGCUAAACUGGUGGUACUUAGUUGUUGUCACAGUGGUAAGGGAGAGAUUAAAGCCGAAGGAAUGAUCGGAAUCGCUCGAGCCUUCUUAGGAUCCGGCGCGCGCUCUGUGUUAGCGGCACGCUGGGCCCUGAACGACGAAGCCACAGAGCAGUUCAUGACUUGCUUCUACAAACAUCUGUUCCGUGGUGAAAGUGCCAGCGAAUCUCUUCACGAGGCCAGAAGGUGGAUGAGAAAUAACGGUUUUGACAAAGUUUCUGAUUGGGCUCCGUUCAUGCUAAUUGGUGACAACGUGACAUUUGAUUUUGGAAGUUGGUCAGUGCCCAUCGCACCGUGAUAGGAAUGAGUCAUGUUAACCCUCUGAUAAUGUGAUGGACUAAGUAGGGCGAGGGCUAGGAACGAUAAAUCGCCAGCCCGUAGUGAGAGAACAUUAUUUGUGAAGGACAACUCGGAUCGAUACACAAAGCAAAAUAUUUUGUAAAAAAGCUCAUUUAACAUGUCCGUUUAGCAUUAUGAGACAGGAUAGUGUUUAAUGUACUCUUAAUAACAGUUAAGUGUUUUUAGAACAAACUUCAUAUGCCAUUAUUUUUAAAAAAGUGAUAAUAUUACUAGUCAAGCCAAUUACACAAUAACUA